Molecule: messenger RNA, 2158 nt
Organism: Ictalurus punctatus (channel catfish)
Lineage: Eukaryota; Metazoa; Chordata; Actinopteri; Siluriformes; Ictaluridae
Product: tripartite motif-containing protein 16
Exons: 6
Coding region: 353-1504 (383 amino acids)
Molecular function (GO): protein binding
Source: RefSeq, a predicted model, not a curated record
CUCAUUCUCUCUCAUUCACUCUCUCACACACACACCAGGAAGUAACUCCUUAUUUCAGAGAAAAUGAAACUCUCUCUUUCUCAGUGUACGAGUGCAGGAACGCUCCGAGGCCUGUUCUACACAGAAACAACAUGCUGGAUGAAGUGGUCGAGAAACUGAAGAACUGCUCAUUGUUACCGGGAGGAAACACAAAGCCGUCAAGUCCUGUCUGGUUCCUUUCUGUGAAACUCAUCUGAAACCUCAUGCUUUGAAAAAACACGUUAGUCGAAGCCUCAGCAAAGCUACAAGAGAAGAUCUGCUCCGAACAUAACAAACCGAUAGCGAUCAGACCUGCAUCUGUUACUUGUGUACGAUGGAUAAUCACAAAGGACACGACACCGUCACAGUCACAGCAGAAAGAGCCAAGAAACAGAGAGAGUUAAAGGAGGAGCAGAUGAAAUCCCAGCAGAGAAUCCAGGAGAAGCAGAAGAAGGUGCAGGAGCUGAAACAGACUGUGAACACUAUAAAGCUCAGUGCACAGACAGCAGUGGAGGACAAUGAGAUAAUCUUUACUGAGAUGAUCAGCUCCAUGGAGAAAAGGCGCUCGGAGGUGACGGAGCUGAUCAGAGCUCAGGAGAAGGCUGAACUGAGUCGAGCUGAACGACUCCUGGAGCAACUGGAGCAGGAGAUCGCUGAUCUUCAGAGGAGAGUCACUGAGCUGGAGCAGCUUUCACACACACACGAUCACCUCCACUUCCUCCAGGCUUUAGCUUCUCGACGUCAGUCUCCUUCAUUAGACAGAGCAGAGUUUCAGACAUCCAGCAUCACUGACCGUCAACAUCUCUCAUUUGAUGGAGUGAGGAAUUCUCUCUCGGACCUGAAGAAGAGACUCGAGGAAUUCUGUGAGGAGGAAUUCAACAAACUCCUUCCACAGGCUGCAGCAGUUCAGAUCAUUUCACCAUCAGAGCCACAGACCAGAGAAGACUUUCUGAAAUAUUUCCGUUAUCUGACUCUGGAUCCCAACACGGCACAUCGUUACCUCCUUCUGUAUGAGAAGAACAGAGUGUUGACAGCCAGUGAGAGAGAGCAGAAGUAUCCUGAUCAUCCAGAGAGAUUUGACUCCUGGUGGCAGGUGUUGAGUAAGGAGAGUGUGUGUGGACGCUGUUACUGGGAGGUGGAUAGGAGCGGUGAUGGUGUGUCCAUAUCGGUCUCAUAUAAAGGGAUCGGAAGGAAAGGACGGGGUAACGAGUGUGAGUUUGGACGCAACAAUCAGUCCUGGAGUCUGUGGUUUUCUUCUUCUCUCUCUUUCUUGCACAACAACAUUAAGACCGUGCUCAGAGUUCCAUCAUCCUCCAGAAUAGGAGUGUAUGUGGAUCACAGUGCAGGAACUCUGUCCUUCUACAGCGUCUCUGACACGAUGAAGCUCCUCCACAGAGUCCGCACCACAUUCACUCAGCCUCUAUACGCCGGGUUCUGGCUCGACUGGUUGUAUGAUUCUACUGUGAGAUUGUGUGAUCCAGAAUGAAGUGUGUAGUGUUUUAUGUAAAAUUCCUGCACAUUGCCAUUUAUUAAUUUUAACAGAGGAGUAGUUUUACAAUUAUUAAAAAAGGAAAUGUUCAAAAUGAACUCUCGGAUAAGAAACUAGUAGAAUUGAAAAAGAAAAUGAUCAGAUGGUAUCUCGUGACCUUAGCGUUAUAAAGUUCUAUCUGUUUGUUUCAUAUUCAGCAACCUCUCAUUAAAUAACUAAUAAACAGUAAUAAAGCCAGUACAGAACAACAUUUUAAACCUGUUAACGUCACACUAUAUAAAAAUAAAAUCUAAACUUUUGAAGGAAUUAGAUUGUUCUGCUUGUGUUCUAAGAUGUAAAAUACACGUUCGCGUUUUAAAAUCUGAAGUUGUUUCUAAAGCCUGAAAUUUCACUUUAAAACAUUUAACUCUAUUUAAAAUCCAUUAGAACAUACAGAACAUGAUUGGUUAAGGCUGCCUGUGUUGUGUUCAUCCCAUAUUCAGCGUGGCUGAUGAUGAUGAUUGGACGGCAGAUAGAACCAUAUAAAUCCAAGUUUAUCUGAGAAUUUUGAAUUCUUUAUUAAAAUAUUACAAUCAAAGCUUUGCAAAGUAAAAGAUAACAGCACAGGAGAAUAAAGUUUCCCCCAGUGAUGAAGUUUAUGUGGUUCACUCA